Messenger RNA from Diaporthe citri, 588 nucleotides. RefSeq lists its product as uncharacterized. The record is from RefSeq and is a predicted model, not a curated record. The coding region runs from base 1 to 588 and encodes 195 amino acids. The transcript has 2 exons. NCBI's taxonomy places the organism in Eukaryota, Fungi, Ascomycota, Sordariomycetes, Diaporthales, Diaporthaceae.
AUGGUGUAUAUCCUCUUCAACAUUUCUCGAUUUUACGUCGCCGAAAAGAACUAUUGGGAAGUUUGGACUAUUUACCCAGUGGCAUAUCUUGCCUCUAUGGCGCUCUGCAUUAGUGAUAUUGUAAUGGUGAAGAUCGCAGGUGGCGGGCACCACAUGGUGUAUUUGGCAGAGAACAAUCCCGACGUAAUCGUGAAUUGGAUGAAAAUCCAGACUGGAGAUGAGAUCAUAUACAUGACUGCGGUCACACUACCCAAGAUCGCCAUUUGUAUACUUUAUCUUCGAGUAUUUACGCAAAGAAUUGUGCGGAUACUCACGUGGAUCACGCUCACAAUCUGCAUCCUUUACUGGUUCGGCGCUGGAAUUCUGUCCGAAUUUCUGAUCUGCCACCCGUAUGCCUACAGAUGGGACUCAUCAAUCAAGGGUGGUUGGUGCGGUGACCUGCUCGCCGGGUAUAAAUUCGUCAGUGUUCCUAAUCUGAUUAUUGACGUGGCUCUUAUCGUCUUGCCGAUCUCGAGCUUGUAUCGACUACAAAUCAGCUGGCCUCGGAAAAUUGGUUUAUUCAUCACCUUCAUGGCCGGAUGCUUGUAA